GUCAAGUCAUUGGCAUGAAAUGUCAUUAUCAAGACCGGCUUUGAUAAUCAAUACUUGCGUAAAAAGUGUCUACAAGUUGAAAUCCAGCCGUUUUCUUGUUAGAAAUUACUCAAACAGUGUUAAAAUGGACGAAAAGAGCAUUAUUGAAUUAACUAAACAGCUAGCUCCACCUCUGACCAAGGAUAAGCAUAAAGGCCAAGCUGGUCGGGUUGGUGUUUUUGGUGGAAGUUUGGAAUAUACCGGUGCACCGUAUUUUGCUGCAAUCACUUCGUUGAAGGUCGGGGCUGAUUUGAGCCACGUUUUCUGUGCUAAGGAAGCAGCACCUGUUAUAAAAUCCUACAGUCCGGAGCUCAUCGUCCAUCCUUUGCUCGACGCCCCUGAGGCAGCUUCGCAGAUUGAGCCAUGGCUGGAUCGGCUGCAUGUGGUGCUGAUAGGGCCGGGCUUAGGGCGGGAAGCCUCCACAUUCAAGGUCAUAGAUGAGGUGGUCGAGAUGUGCAAAGUUCGUAAAAAGCCUUUGGUGAUAGACGCCGAUGGUCUUUUCUACGUUUCGAUAAACCCAAAUGUACUCCGCGAUUACCCCUCCCCUGUAAUUCUCACCCCCAACGUCAUGGAAUUUACAAGACUAAUCGGAUCCAAUGGAGAAGGAAAUAAAAAAGAACAAUCCGGGAAUUUUCUUGCAUUAGCAAAAAAUAUUACGAUUUUAUGCAAAGGACACGACGAUGAAAUUUUCAACAAGGAGACGCAUGUUAGGGUUGUUGGAGGAGGCUCGGGGCGUCGCUGCGGAGGGCAAGGCGACCUGCUUUCAGGAGCAGUAACUACUUUCCUGGCUUGGGCUUUAGAACAGCUGAAACCUUCCUCUUCUUGCGACAAUCGUCCCGUAAUUGCGUCAUAUGCUGCUUGUAAACUAGCGAGGGCUUGUAACGCGAGAGCUUUUGCGAAAUACGCCAGAAGUAUGACUUGUAGCGACAUGAUCCACGAGAUUCAUCUCGUUUUUGAUGAGCUUUUUGAAAGGAGAUAAUUCAAAAUAAAUCUUUGAUAGAGAGGGGUUUUUCAUUCA
Tribolium madens (black flour beetle) is the source of this 1057-nucleotide messenger RNA. Its product is annotated as ATP-dependent (S)-NAD(P)H-hydrate dehydratase. The coding region runs from base 20 to 1018 and encodes 332 amino acids. Gene Ontology annotation, biological process: metabolite repair. The record is from RefSeq and is a predicted model, not a curated record. Gene Ontology annotation, molecular function: ATP-dependent NAD(P)H-hydrate dehydratase activity. NCBI's taxonomy places the organism in Eukaryota, Metazoa, Arthropoda, Insecta, Coleoptera, Tenebrionidae. The transcript is spliced from 3 exons.